This is a messenger RNA of Cylas formicarius (sweet potato weevil), 7810 nucleotides long. It is a transcript of the gene C3G, whose product is annotated as guanine nucleotide-releasing factor 2. Gene Ontology annotation, biological process: Ras protein signal transduction; positive regulation of GTPase activity. Gene Ontology annotation, molecular function: guanyl-nucleotide exchange factor activity. Gene Ontology annotation, cellular component: plasma membrane. NCBI's taxonomy places the organism in Eukaryota, Metazoa, Arthropoda, Insecta, Coleoptera, Brentidae. The record is from RefSeq and is a predicted model, not a curated record. Bases 480 to 4043 code for a protein of 1187 amino acids. The transcript is spliced from 16 exons.
GACUUUACGUAGUAGCCCACUCGUACACACGGCACCGAGCCCACACAAUAGAUCAUUGGACAAUCUCCAAAUUUAUUUCGAAACGUAAAAAUAAUGCGGCAACGGUUAGAUUUUCAGUUUCACGACACGCGUUUUCAAUCGACAUUUCACUUGCGUUCCGCGCAAACGAUGAUCAGAUACGGUGACCGCGCGUCGGUGACAAUUUAACGGCUGCCACAUAAAAAAAAACUUCUGCAAUAAAAGACGUGCCCGCGAAUUAAAAACUGAAAUCUAAUUGCCACGUUCCGAUCUCGUCGCCAACUCGAUGCUUACUUCAUCGUUCGGACAUCUGUUUUGCGAAUACGACCGAAACUCCUAUAAAUAAUUCGAAUUUUAUUUGUCAAAUUUAGUGCGCGUCUCUUCUUAGUCGAUACAAGUGUAUUGCCAUAUAAAACGGGACACAGAUCGGUCGACUAAUUUCGAACGUGAGCGCGCCCAAUAUGGCGUCGUACUGCGACGAUUUCUCGGUGUACGAACCUCGCGGGAACCGUCGAAAGUACAGGGUGUACCGGAACGAACCUCUGCGGAAACGUUGGACGCUGCUGUUGGCGGUAUCGCGCCUGGAGGACUUGGACGAAUCGGGCAGCGAUCCCGUCGUAUCGUCGUCCCAAUCGCCCCUCGCAGGCCCCGGCCCCGGGGGGCACAAGGCCUCCUUCAAGAGCACCAAGCUAGCGCGCAGGGCGCGUUCCUUCAAGGACGACUUCCUCGGCCGAAUAUCCCAGAUGCGCAGCCCGGGAAGCACGGCGGUCCACAUGGGUUCGUUGCCGCGCACGCAGAGUCCCAAAGGCAACCCCAAGGACCCGGCGACCGACCACCGCGACGGCUACAUCAAAGGACCCAAGCAGGAGCUGGACGCGAUGUGGAAACAGACCCAAAUCGCGUUAAAACACCUAAGGGACGUGGUGUCCAAACAGAAGCUCGAAAUGCUUCCCGGGAACGGAACCAUCGUCUUGGACACCGUCUGGUCGAUAAAUUUAACGAUAAAGUCGUCGAUAUCGAUAGACAAGCCGAGCGCGAUCGCGUCCGCCACCCACCGGGUAUUCCAAACCGUCGCCAGACUUAUCAAACUCUGUGACGACGCGCUUAUAGACAACCAAAGCUCGGAACUGAAAAAAGAGAACGUCAACGAGAUCGUCGAACAGGUCGAAGACGCGGUAAAGAACCUCAUUCAACUGGCCCAAGACAAGAUCGCCCAACAACAACUCACCUACAAGACCACCCCUAGGUCGUCGUUCGGCAAUUGCAAUGCGGACACGCAAACGCAGCGUAACUCCCUCCCCGACAUACCCCUUACGCCGAGAGAGAGGGAGAUUUUGGAGCAGACCUCGUGCGCUUUAACCGUGAGGAGUAGUCACAGCACCGAGUCCGUUUUGAGAGACUCCAGUCCUCCUCCUAAGCCACCCUUGCCCAACAGCCUCAGAAGCAGGUCCGAGACGAACAGCUGCACGAGCCCGCCCCCCCUUCCGCCAAAGAAGAAAAACCAAAGGUUACAUCAUUUAGUGGACGAAUCCUUUAGCGUCAACAGUUCGCCCAUAUGUAGUAGUUUAGAGAAGGUUUCCGUGCGAUCCAAAUCCCCGGACGACUCCAUAUCGUUGCUCUCCGAAGGUACGGGAAGCAUAGACUCCAUGUUGAACCAUUCGUCGAAGGAGGAGGACGAGAUCAAGGCGUUGAUGGAGUGCGACGGGGACAUGUUCGAUAACCACACCUCCGACAUAUUCGGUAUAGGUUCUAACUCGUGGGAAGAAUCGUCUUUAAGUUCAGCCAUAUCCAACCACAACGUCGACCUGCACACCUCGGUCAACGAUUACCAUCGGCUUUCGAACACCGAUUCGGGUAUCAUGUCAAUUCGGUCGUCGAGCUAUUCGAAGCGCAGUUCGCAGCAGAGUUCCCUGAGUUCGCAAUUUACCAUGAGGCAAAUGAACGACGCGUUCGACAACCAAACGUUCUUGAGAAACUUUUCGCAGAAGGUGAGCGCCUCCAAUUCGAUGCUACUGGUCUCCAACAGUUCGCAUUCGAUCAAGGGAUGCUACGAAGUAAAAGGCGACGACGCGCCUCCCGCCAUUCCCCAGAAAACCAAGAAGAAGACUGAUAGACAACCGUCGCCUUACGAUAACGUACCCGAUGAGAACUCUUUCGCCGUGGAAGAUGUCCAGGGUGAGGUUCUAGUCAGCUGCCACCAUCACCAAACUCACCAGCACGCGUCCCAAGACUUCGACGAGGUAGACAGUGUCAAACCUCCGCCGUUACCGCCCAAGAAGAAACACAUGUUCCAGUCUGUGGCUUAUAGUGUAAUGGCUUACAUGGAGAUGUUCGGCAACUGCUCGCACACGAACGAUCAAGAAUUCAUGAGGCAUUCCGUGCACAUGGUACAAUCUCAGUGGCAGCCCUCGAUACCCGGCCUGACGAGUACUCAGUCGUGCUCGUUCAGUCACACGAUGCACAGUACCAGCAGGUCGACUCACGCGCAGGGCCAGUUGCUGAGUCUGCCGCCACAUUCCAAUUUCGACCAACGAGGCCCAUCUCCUUUACAUUCCCCAAACGCUGCGACCCUAUCCUCCUCGUCAUCGUCUAACAGUUCGGUAGUGCCGCCCGCAUUGCCGCCGAAACAAAAGUCCCGCAAGUCGUCGUCCAAGUCACCGCCCGCGACGCCCACGGGCACGCUGCUGAUCGACUGCAAACCGUCUAGUCAAACUCCCUCGCCGAUACCCCCCAAGAGCCUGCCGGACCUGCUGGAGCACACGGGCGGCGCGACCAAAAUCCAAGAGGAAAAGUCGGACUCGCCCGAAGUGACCGUCGCCGACGUAGACUUGAUGGAAGAGUUCAACGUGGAUAAGUUCCUGGUGUGGAAGAAACCGGAAGAAGAGGGUCCCGACAUUAGGGGCGGACCCGUCGACGCCUUGAUCAUCCAGGCGACCAAGGCUACUAAGAAUGGAGUUUUCGCGUAUCAGGAAGCAUUCCUCACCACCUAUCGUACGUUCAUAGCGCCGGUGGACCUCAUCGCGAAACUCAUACGAAGAUAUAACCAUUUCUACUACCAGCAAGAGAAGAAGCCUCGAUCGCGGGAAGCCUUCGCCCUGAUCGUCAGGGUUGUGAACGACCUCACGAGCCUCGAUUUGGACGACCCCCUGCAACACAAACUGAUGAAUUUCGUGCAGCAGCUGAUUUCGUGCGGCGAGCUGGUGCUCGCCAAGGCUCUAAGGGUCAAGCACCUCGAGAGGCACGCGGCCAAGGAACGGUCCCUGAGGUACACCAACGUCGUCAGCAGUUUAUCGUUGAGCGCGCGCAACGCGACCUUGCUCGAUUUCAAAUCGGAACAGAUCGCCGAACAGAUGACGCUGCUCGAUGCGGAACUGUUUAUGAAGAUCGAGAUUCCCGAGGUGCUGAUCUGGGCUCAGGAGCAGAACGAGGAGAGGAGCCCUAACCUCACCCGAUUCACCGAGCAUUUCAAUAAGAUGUCCUAUUGGGCACGAACGAAAAUUCUAACGGCAGAAACUAAAGAGACUCGCGAAAAGUACUUCAUGAAGUUCAUCAAGAUCAUGAAACACCUCAGGAAAAUCAACAACUUCAAUUCCUAUUUGGCCCUGUUGUCGGCGCUCGACUCGGCUCCGGUCAGGAGGCUAGAGUGGCAGAAACAGGUCCAAGAGGGUUUGAAGGAGUAUUGCGCCCUUAUCGACAGCUCGUCGAGUUUUAGGGCGUAUCGCAUGGCGUUGGCCGAGACGCUACCCCCGUGUAUUCCCUACAUCGGACUGGUGCUCCAGGACCUGACGUUCGUCCACAUCGGUAACAGCAACCUGCUGCCCGACGGCACCAUCAACUUUUCGAAGAGGUGGCAACAGUACAACAUCGUGGAGAACAUGAAAAAGUUCAAGAAAGAGACCUACUCGUUCAAGAAACAAGAGAAGAUCAUCCAGUUUUUCCAAAACUUCGACGAUUGCAUUGGCGAGGACGCCAUGUGGAAACUGUCGGAGAAAAUCAAACCGAGGGGCGGUAAGAAGCCGCUUUAACCGGGCCGCGACGUUCGUACGGUAGACCUCUUAAAGCAAUACGUCUGAAGAAAUCGAUUUUUGUGCAAUUAUUACGCUAGCUACUUGGUUAAGUACGACAAUGCAUCACUUUCUAUUGGUUUAGGGCGGCCGCGGCAAUCCGAUAACCCUUUUUUUCGAAAUCUCCGCCUCCCGCAAGUCCCCCGAUGCCCGACUCUUCAAAGUGAACCUUCUAAAAAUCACUAUACGCCGAGUUGUUUCACCCAAACUAGUCUCUUCAACCGUGCCUCCUGAAAGUGAUCCCUGAACCCAAGCUGAUCCUUGCCUGAGGCGGGUGCGGCGAAAGAAAAUAUUAAUCGAAAAAGGGGGGCUCGAGUUCGCGGCCAUGUAAAAGCUUUAACGUGUUUUAAUUCUAGUAAUAUGUUGAUGAACGCGCGUGGCGCUUUCCACGCAACCAUUUCCUCGGCUUGGUGUAACAAGACUGAUUUAUGCUAUAUCGUAGUAGAUUGUAAAUUUUCGCCGAUUUUAAGGGAGGGGAUAAAGGCGGAAAGCCGCGUUUAUUACAUCGAAACUACUGGAAGAAUCUUUCGCUUUACGUCCUUGCAAUUCGUGCAAAAUGGCAUAGAAAAGAAACCAUUAUGGGGUUUUGUUCUAAUGAUUUUCGCUUCACCGACCUAAACGUAGGCGGGGCUUGACGUCACAGUAAACGCUAACUGAACUAUCUUAGAAAAAGUAUUAUAUGAACUGUAUAUGCGGCAACACUGUUUCUAGUCAGGAACGCGGAGGCAACUUUGUCGACAAACAAGAAAACGUUGCCAUAGCUAGUAAAAAUUAGUUAGGUAGUAAAAAAAAUAACAUACUUUCGUUUUCGGAUUAUAUAAAUUUUAAAAUUAUGAAUGUUAGGGUAGGAUCAGAUUUUAAACUAAAACUUAGGUGUCCACUAAUUUAUUAGGCGAAUACAAGACCCAUACAAUUUUUAGAUAAGAAAUUGUUUAUUUUUGGAGGAUUUAUGAAAAUCUGCGAGUUAAAAAUUAAUUAUGAUAUUUUCGAGGGCUGAUAUGGAAGGAUGAGCUACUUUGGAUCACACUCGAUCAAAUGGGAAAAUUUCGUUUCGACAUUUAACUUUUACGCGCCGCACAACACAUCACAGAUCGCGAGGUACUUUUGCAAAAAUCGCGGUUUUUUACUUGAUAUACUCCCGCCAAAAUGACAACAACGACGUUAGUGAAUUAUUGUGGCUAAAAAUUAUGGUUUAAUAGGCAAUCCUAUGGCUGAUCGGUGCGGUCGCCGGUGAGCGGACCGACCAAAUAGGGUUCCCUACUUAAAUUGAAUGUCGCGGAUCCCAACAGCAAAAACUAUUAGAAGGCCUAAUUAAAUUAUAAGCUAAAAAUGGGUACAAAAAGUACAGGGUGGGCACUUUAUUACGGGCCUGUGCUUUUUCUCAGGAACUAGUGAUUUAAAAAAAAAAGGUUAUACAAAAGUUUAAAAUUGUUUAUUUUUCUAUAUAUACAGUGUGUCCGGCUGGCAGUAAUGACUACUUGAUCAAAUUUUAGUUUUAGAAGACUUCCUUCUAACGAUCUACGAUAACUAGGUAUUUUAGAAUUAUAUAGGGUGUCUUAAAGGAUAUUUUUUUAAAUUUCAAUUUGCAGUAUAUUUUUUCUUUAAAUGAGCCGCCCAUGUUUUUGAUAUUUUUUCUCAAAGCAGGUCAAAAUACCAAUAAUUUGGUAUGUCCUAAUGGUUUUCGAAAUACUGACACCUAGUUAUUUUAAAGAAUUUGAAAAAAGCAUAUCAUUCUUAUUUUUUAAUUUAUUUUCAGCAUUUUUGCAACGGGUGAUUUUUUAUAACGUCUACGAUGUAAAAUAAUAUGUAUAAAAAUGAUAGAAGUUCAAAAAUUUAACACAAGUAGCAGUAACAAAAUCGAUGUUAUUUAGCUGCACUACAGCUUCACUAAUACACCUUUGUAGUUCAUUUAACGUAGUGCCUCUUUCUUUAUAUACCAUAUCUUUAAUUUUCCCCCCUAAAAAAAAGUCCAGUGAGGUAAUUUCUGGAUUUCGAGGUGGCCCCCAGACGUUUCCAUUUUCUCCUAUCCAAAGAUCGCAAUUUUGAUUUAAAAAUUCAGUGAUCUUGCUGCCACAUUAAUUGAGCACGUUAACAAGCCUGUAUUUCAUUUACCAUUAAUGCUCGUAUUUCAUUUCUGAGCAUAUUGAAAUAUCGUCUAGAGUCCAAGUUUUCAUUAAAGAAAAUUGUCCCUAUAACCUUUGAUCGGUAUAUUCCGCACCACACUUUCACAGAUCGUCUUGUCGUUUUACUUCGAACACCCUUUUCUUAUUUUCAUCACUCCAGUAAAAUGUGUUUUUCCGAUGUAUGAAAAUUCGACUCAUCGGUCUAAAUUAUAUGACGCAAGGCGUCAUCAGCGAAAUGCAUGUCCAUUAAAAAAUUGCAACAGUUAUGGUCCUGUUCCUCUAGAUAUUGCCCGGGUAAAAACUUAAAUGCUUUUCGCUUCUGUAAUUUUCAACAAAUUCUGAGGCUAGUUGAUCAGUGCUUGAUUAAAAUCACAUCUGUCAAACUCUGACACUUAAAUAUAACGCCACUUAAAACAAACACUUAUUUGGGUACCACAGCCAACUAGGGUGAAAAGUAAGUUUCAUAAUAAUAUUAUUGUGCCCUUAAAAAAAUGGGAGUUUUUUACUAUUAAUGAAAACUUUAUUUAAAUAUGCCAAAUCUUAAUAAAUUGUCCCAUCAUUCGUUGAAACAAUCAUUAAAAUUAAAUAAAAUAUAAGAAAGAUAAGCCAUUAUAGAAUAUAUAUACCAAAUUAUAGGUAUUUUGCACCAGCUUUGAGAAAAAAUAUCAAAAACAAAAAAUAAUGUCGCACUUAUCGGACACACUGUAUAUAUAAAAAACAAAUAAUUUAAAAAUUUCAUUUAAACCAUAAAACUAUUGUAGUAACUGUUUUUUUCUAAAAUCAGUAGUUCCUGAGGAUAGGUACAGGCCACUAAUAAAGUGCCCACCCUGUACGCUAUACCUACUUAUGAUGUAGUCUUAGGCGAUAAAUAAUAAAUGUGUUUUCUUCAAAAGUGAUCUUAGUGAGCGGUGUCUUAGAAUGUUCCGGAAUGGGUUUUUAUGUUUGCCUGUCUACGUGCCGUUUCGCGGAUGGAAAUUUUUAGGUUAACGCGACAAUCUUUAGUACAAAUAUGCAUUAAAAGGGAACGCAAUCGGCACGGGCAACCAUAUAAAUCCAUGACUCGCUUCAUCGUAAUAAAACUUUACGCGAAAACGGAGUAGUCAUCGAACGUAUUCACCCCGAUCGGAAUUUCGGCCACGGCUUAAGAUUAAAAUAAAGAUAUAACCCAUCUACAAGCAAAGUUUCGGUCAACUAUUCGUGGCGGUUGCAUCUUAUUUGUUGUAAAAAUGUAAUAAGUUAUUUAUUUUAAACGUAAGUAUUCGUUCAUUGCGAUUCAUAGGUACUUUUGCGAUUUUGACCGCACCCGUUUCGGCAGUUGGCGUCAAAUUAAAUACCAAAUAGUCGCAUACUUUCCAGCAGUAUUAUUUUUUAAGUUAGAUUAAAAGAAAAACGUACGGUGCCAAUUAAUUUUAAGCGAUUUAAUUGACAACUAAAUCAAAAUGGAAGCGCCUAUGAACUUAACCUAAGCCUGUUAUUAACUUUUUUUUGUUGUCUUCUAUAUAUAUUUUUUGUAACAUUUUAUUGUACAUGCUUUUUUAAAAAAUUUAGUUCUACUUUGAAGUAAUAAUUCUGUAUACUUGUAAAAUAUUAAUUAAAAAGUGUGUG